AUGGCUGGAAGGAAUGAUGCUGUGAUAGCUGCUGCUUUGGAAGCAAUGGCUCAAGCUUUGGAGAACCAACCGAAUGAGGACAACAAUGUUCAUUAUCGUGUGAUAAAUGAGAAGAGGGGAAAGAGUCAACAAGGUCGGGGUAAGCCUUAUGAAGCUCCGAGUGGAAAGGGUAAGCAGAUAGCGGUUGAGGGUAAGAGAACUAGUGGGGGAAAUGCUCCUAUUGGUAUUGUAUGUUUCAAGUGUGGCAAGGUUGGUCACAAGAGCACUGUGUGUACUGCUGGUACCAAGAGAUGUUUCCGUUGUGGUAAGAUUGGACAUGAAGCGCCGGAAUGCAAGCAUAAGGAGAUGGAAUGUUUCAACUGUGAUGAAGAAGGCCAUAUUGGGAGCAAGUGUCAGAAGCCCAAGAAAGAGCAAUAUAGUGGAAAUGUAUUGGGUGUUGUGUUAUCUGCUAUGAACGGAGAAAUGGUUGUCGAUACUCCGGCUAAGGGAUCGGUGACUACUUCUCUUGUGUGUCUAAAGUGUCCCGUGCCAAUUUUCGACAGAGACUUUCUUGUUAAUUUUUUUUCUUCCCCUGAAGAGGAAAGCUUAGAGUUGUUAUUGGCCAAACAGUUGCGUUUGUUGAUGAAAGAAGAUGUUCAAGUGUUCGCAUUGGUUGCUUUGAUGUCUGUUGAGAAUUAG
Molecule: messenger RNA, 678 nt
Organism: Vicia villosa (hairy vetch)
Lineage: Eukaryota; Viridiplantae; Streptophyta; Magnoliopsida; Fabales; Fabaceae
Exons: 4
Coding region: 1-678 (225 amino acids)
Biological process (GO): positive regulation of cytoplasmic translation
Cellular component (GO): cytoplasm
Molecular function (GO): translation regulator activity; zinc ion binding; mRNA binding
Source: RefSeq, a predicted model, not a curated record